Messenger RNA from Pieris napi, 7113 nucleotides. RefSeq names its product adhesion G protein-coupled receptor A3 (gene Remo). Gene Ontology annotation, biological process: G protein-coupled receptor signaling pathway; cell surface receptor signaling pathway. Lineage: Eukaryota; Metazoa; Arthropoda; Insecta; Lepidoptera; Pieridae. Bases 267 to 5147 code for a protein of 1626 amino acids. The transcript is spliced from 9 exons. Gene Ontology annotation, cellular component: plasma membrane. Gene Ontology annotation, molecular function: protein binding; G protein-coupled receptor activity. The record is from RefSeq and is a predicted model, not a curated record.
UACAAUUAAUGUCGACCAAAAGUUGUGUGUGCUUGUAUUGUUGUUUAUUUUUCAAUACUUACAUUAAACAUUGUAAUUUCUAAAAACAAUUUACUCUUCCUACAAGCACCCUACGAUAAGAAUUAAUUUUCACAAUUACGUAGUUGUUGUUAUUUAACAUUUCAUAUUUAGCUUUGUCUAAAUGUGCCAUUAAAGUGUUCAAGAAUUUAUGAGGGCUGAAGAUGUGAUAAUUAAACGAAUUUGGCUUUCUGCCAUUCUCUGGUUUUAUGUUUAAAAGCAAAAUGAUUUGGUUAUCAUUUAUUGUGUGGCUUGUAGUAGUAGGAAAGUCAAUAGGAUUCUGUCCAUCAUUAUGUUCAUGCAAAGGUACAAAAGUGGGUGAUGGUGAACCUCAACCUGAAGAGCCCUUAAAGUUAAGAUGUGGAGGAAGUCCAACACAAAUAACUGAACUGAAAGAAAUAGAUCUUAGCAAACUAUUGGCAGUUGUUGUCAGCUUAAACUUAUCAGGAAAUGCAAUAACAACACUCUCCCGAGAACUUAAUUUACCAAAGUUACAAAAACUAGACUUAAGUAAAAAUCAAGUUAAUUUGAUAGAAUCUGAUGCAUUCUACAACAUGACAUCAAUACAAAGACUGGAUUUAUCGCACAAUCAAAUAAGCAAUGUCUAUAAAGAAAUGUUUAAGGGUCUCAUUAACUUGGAAAGAUUGAAUUUAUCACAUAAUUAUAUCUCUGUGCUUAACACAGGCACAUUUGACUAUCUUGUUGGUUUGAAACAAAUUGACAUAACAGAAAAUCCAUUGAUUUGUGAUUGUAACCUUUUAUGGUUUGGUGACUGGUUAAGGAACACAAGUGUAAGGCCAGUUGGUGGCCCCAAAUGUGCAUUUCCAGAAAAUAUGGCUGACAAGCUAGUCAAAAAACUAAAAAUAUUUCUCGAUCUUUCUGCAUGCGGUAGUGUCUUACCAGCAAACAAUCUAAUUGUAAGACCAUCACAUGAUCAAGUGGUGUUUGAGGGUGAUACACUAAGUUUGACAUGUAGUGCACCAUUUGCAUCUGUUAUUGCAAAAUAUGAGUUAAACUGGGUGCAUUCUAUGCAAGAAUGCUGUGCAGACGUGAACAUAACGAGUACAGAUAUGCAAGAAGAAGGAUUGGCGGAAACAACAGUAUUCUUUCCAUGUGUUUCAAACCACCAUGCUGGGAAUUGGACUUGUUCAUACUGUGACCAGAAUCAUAUUAAGCAUAACUAUACAAUUCAGCUCAUUGUGUUAUCAAACUAUACACAAUACUGUCCUACAGAUAGUACAACAGGGAACAAAGGGUUGUAUUCUUGGCCCCAGCUGUUAUUGAACCAUACAGCAUCUGUACCAUGCCAGAGUGGUGAUGGUUUAGCAUAUAGACAUUGCUAUGCGAAUGUGACAUGGGGUAAAGCUAAUACCACAGAAUGUUCAUACAUAAGUAAUAUAACCAAGUUGUUGCAGCAAUUUGCCUUAUUAAAUGUUAGCUUGGUACAAUUUUCUGCAAUAAAUGCUACUGAAAGACUGGCCAUGUUGAUUGAAGAGAAGACAUAUCCGUUAGCAGAAAUUUCAGAUGCUGAUGAUGUUAUGUUUAUUGCCGCUGCUAUUAGAAAUUAUAUGCAGUAUAUAGCAGAAGAGAAGGAUUUAGGUUCAGCUUUACUGGAAGUGAUAGAAGCGGCUAUGAAUAUAUCAACUCCAGUGAUGUCCCAAGCGGAAGUUACGCAUGGUGCGUGCACCGACAUGGUGAGAGCUGCUGAAGAAAUAUCCAUACAUACAGACAAUGUUCAAGGACACAAGAAAAAGAUGGCGGUGGAGCGUUUUCCCGCUCGUGAAGGUUUUAGUGGGGUGACGUGUGUGUGGUACAGUGGGAUGACGGAUAGGAGGCUUCACUGCUCGACAACUAAUAGGACUGUGGCGCCAUUACUCACCGUCACAGAUGCACUUAUACACGCUAGUGUGCAGAUCCCCCAAUCACUGCUGUACAGCACGACAGAUUCGGGUGUACUUUUGCAAAGUCAACCCCAAGAACUAGUUGUGUCUUUCUACGAGGAUGCCUCCUUGUUCCCGCUACUUCCAAGUAUGGAUGAAGGAAACAUCAGGGGUCACAGGUCAAAGGACUAUUAUGGACGAAGUACUAAACGCGAGGAUAUGAAUAUGGAAAUUACAUCACCGGUUGUUGGAUUUCAAUUGGAUAAGGUGUCUGUCCGGGGUGAGCUUCUAGAGCCCAUAAUAAUAACGGUACGUCUAUCGUGUGGUGGUGGAGUUGAAACUCGUGCUGCUGUAUGGGAACACACCACGAGGCGGUGGACUGAUAAUACCACCGACUGUCGGAUAUCGCACGUUGUAUCAGAAAUGAUAAUCAUCAGUUGUAAUCGCUUAGCGUACGUUGGUUUGCUUCAAAAUGUCGAAACGGGCAUAUACGGGGCUCGGACCGACGGAGCUCGCUUCAAAGUCUCUCAUCCGGCUGUGUACGUCGGGAGCCUUAUUCUCAUCGGCUGCGUCAGCUGCGCCACACUCACCUACAUAAUGUGUCACGCCAGCAUACAGAUGCCCAAAAAGUCUAAACACGCGCUAAUAAACACCUGGAUUGCGAUCGGGUUGCUAUGUUUCUUGUACACUUUAGGCAUCUACCAGACGGAGGACGUCAAGCUUUGCCAGAUUUUGGGCCUUUUGAUCCAUUAUCUAUCUUUGUGCUGCCUUCUUUGGAUGUGUGUGUCGGCUAGUAACAUGUACAAGUGGGUCACGAAAACCCACGGCCCGGUCAGGACUCCGGAAGACGAAAUACCCUCGGAUAUACCAGUGCAGAAGCCGAUUUUAGGCCUGUAUUUAGUCGGGUGGGGCAUAGCCCUGAUCGUUUGUGGAAUAUCUGGGGCAGUCAAUUUGAAAGAUUAUGCUGGAUAUUCUCAAUGUUUCUUGAGCACCGCUCCGGCGUUGAGCGCUCUGUUCAUACCGGGGGUGAUUUUACUCAUGAUUUUGUCCAUUCUAUUCCUCCUCAUACGAUGUACUAUAAGGAACACGAAUGUUCAGUUGUCGGAAGGCACACAGGCCACCGAGAAUGUCGAUUUAGAAAUGUGGGACCCAAAUCAGGCGAAUGAGGCGGAUAGGCGAAGUAUCAAAUCGGGCGUCGAUUCUGAGACAGAAGAUGUGGAACAUACCCCCAUAAUUCAGUUACGAGCGCAAGUUAUUGUGCUGUGCCUGUACAUUGCAGUAUGGACGUGUGGAGGAGUUGCUGUCUAUCGUCCGUUACCAGCAUAUUUACCUUACCAGGAAGACAUUUGCAGUAUCGUUUACGCUGUUUGCGCGACCAUAUUAGGAACGUUUAUUCUUUUCUUCUACGGCAUAGCUCGCAGUGACGUCAGAGCGCAGUGGUCGCUAAUGCAUUGCUACCUGCAGUCGAGUAAACAGUGCUGCAGGAAUAGAAGCGUCUUUGAUGCAAAUCAGAGAAAUAUAUCUGCGAACCCUAACAAUGCUCAGGUUACGCAAAUAUCGGGCGAUAAUAGAUCCAGAUCGGGCAGCAGAAGCUCUAACCGAACAAACUCCAAAACAAACAAUAGCGGCACCUUCAAGGCUGGCGCGGAACUCAAUGGACAAACUUUACAAAAAGAUGCUUCUAAAAAUAUAAACGGAAAAACCCCGAAUAUUAAUCUUGUCGUCUUACACAGACAGCAGUACAGAUCUAACAAUUCAAUGAUGACGUAUCCAGAUAGUAGCAACUUCAUCCCUGAGAUGUUUUAUAACCCGAAUCAGAUCAAUGUAGCAAAGAAGUUCUUUAAGAAACAAAGACAACAUAUGAAGAGGAAUUGCUUAGAAUUACCCUUAAAAAGAAAUUAUGAUGAUGAUUCGCAUAUUUCGUUACCAUUACCAUCGAAGGACCCGUACAGUGGACUUACUAAUAUGAUGAAAUCAGGAACGAAAGUUAAUAACACAAAUAUUCAUGUAGACAAACCUAAUGGAACCAAAGACAUACGAAAUACAAUGAAUCCUAACUUGUUGGAGCAGGAGUCGAAAGAUUUGAAAAAUUAUUCAACAGUAAACAAGCCUUGGAAUAGGAACGACGAUCCAAAGUCUGGAAGAGAUCAAAUCAUGAAUAUUUACACGAAUGUGCCAGAAACUCAAGUGCCUCAGCAUCAAGUUGUAAAGUCUAAUGUACAAAAACCAUUAAAUGGACAAAGAAAUAGUGUGUCAGAGGAGUGUCUCCAAAGUCACGCUAGCGAACACCCCGAGAUGCGAACAAUAUCGCAACAAUGUAGCUUGGAAUAUAGUUCAGCAUCGGAAAUGGCGAUGCCGCACACUUGCUCUGACCAAACCAUCAAUACGCAUUCAGAAAUGACCUCUCUCCAAGAAACUCAUAGUGCCUUAUGUUCUACAAAUGAAAUAACCGACACAGAAAGCUUCGGACAAUAUAUUGAUUAUUUACAGCCUGCGAAAAACCAAGAUAAUAAAGAAGCCCUCGACAAAUCAUUACAGGAUAUAUCUGAAGAGUGUACGAUGAAUAGUGAUGAAAUAAAUCGCUCCAGUACGCCGCAAACUUUAGACGCGAUUGGAGAAAUGGAUAAUUUACUACAAAAUCCAGACAACGAUCUCGACGGGUCCAAAGAGAAACUCGAAGAUGGCGGCAAAGAAGAAUAUUUUAUGGCGAAAAACACGUAUGACUUCGAGACGUGCAGUACUAAUGCGAGUGAGCAAGGGUUUGAAAAUGAGAGUGAUAUAUACUGUCCGAACUAUCAAGUGUCGGAAGUGAGUAUACGCAGUCAUGGUCUAUACGCCCCGUCGCCAUCUUCUAUGUGCCCCAACGAGAUCAGCUUUAGCAACGAAGACGUGUCUACGAUGGAAAAUCAGUACGUGAACUAUGACCCGGGCUGGCGUAGAACGAUAAAGAACAAUCCAAAGUUGGGCAAAUACGUUCCAACGCCCGCGCUGAGUUGUCCAGAAGUCAAUCGGGAGAGCCCAGUGUCGUUUUCCAGUGAUUUAGAUGAACUUUACACACAGAUUACUAGUAGGGACAAAGAGCGGGUGGCGAGGAAGGAGCAACUCGAUGUGACAGUUAACAGUGACGUGACACUUAAACCUGACAGUGACAGUUGCGUUAGCGAAGCGGUGUCAGAUGUCGAGUGUCGAAAAGGGGAGACUACUGUGUAAUUUUUCCUUGAUGCAUUCGGGAUUGUCUCAAAGCACAAUUUUAGGUACAAUUAUGAUUGUAAGUUUUUGAUAUUCCUUUAAUAUGGAAUGAAUUGGAAUAAUUUAUUUUAACGGAUUGAAACUCACUGCCAGUAAUGACUAUGUAAGUCUAUAAGUAUUUGGAAUGUUCUAUGAACCUUUGUAGUUGUAAUAUUGUAUAGUUCUGUGCCAUUUUGUUUGUAAAAUAUAGCUUUAAGAUGUAAUUUAUGUAAAGAUUUACUUGCAGUUAAACAAUAUCAUAGAAAUUUCUUAAAAUUAAUCGCAUAUUUUAAUUAAUAUGGUCUCUUAAUCCAUUAGUUACGUAAUGUUUUGUCCUUAUCACUCAUAAUAAACGUACGAGACGGUACAUGAAUUAUUUGACGGUUAUACAGAAAUAAAAGAUUGUUUUCUUGUAAGUAUACUUAACUUAUACUUUUAAUAAUUAAUUACAAUAUUAUCUACUUAAUGUAUUUAAUGUGCCAAAUUUACCGGACUGAAUUGUAUCGAUAUAAGUGUUUGCCUUUAUUCUAGUCUAUUUUGAUGAAAAUUUCUUUUAGUCUUCCAACACUUCAAAAUGUACUUACAAUGACAUUAAUCAUAACUAUUGGAAUCAGUAAAAAUAAUUUUUAGUCUAUUUAGAGACUUAACAACCUACAAACUGAUCUCAAUUUAUUUAUUUGGAAAAAUUCUUCUUAAAAAGUUCUUGUAAAAUAAUAUCUAGGUUGUACCAAGAUAAAUUUCAAGAUGUGUCAAGCAAUUUCUCUGAUACAACAUUCGUGCUAGACAUAGUAUGGUAAGAUUCGUAGAUUUUUAUAGUGUUUAUAAUACAUGUUAUACAUUGUAUGUUAAUAGUUAUUCUAACAUGAGCGUCACCUUAGCUUAAACAAUUGUCGACGCAUUAUUAACUAAGGCUUGGGGUCAUAAAUUAUAUUUAUCUGUCUGUCUCGCUCGCACUUAUAGGUCAUAUGGAGAGGUAUUGUGAUGUGCGUAAGAAUUUUAGAGGUGCAUAUCGAUACGCUAAAUUAUGUUAAGUAUUAAUAGACUCGAACAGACUAUAUCCGCAUUUUCCUUUAAAUAUUUUCGUCCAUCGUCAUUUUUUUUUUAAAUGGACCUUCGCCAAAAUUUUUCUCAUUGAAGAAUAUUCGUACUUAAAUUUAGGCAUCUGUUCUUGGUCGUUUCUAGAAUUCUAGCCAACGAUUGAUAUUCCCCGUUGUCAUAAUGAAUGAAUGGUACGUUUUAUGGUACGUGCGCAGGUAGCUAAGUAUCGAUAGCGGGUUGCAUUGCGUGCCCACUGUCAGUGACAUUUAUUGCCCGACGACUCAGUUUCAAAUGCGUCGUAUUAUUCGUAUGGGCAAGUCAGCCCACUGUGGGCGUAUUUGGAACUAAAACACGGAAGCCUCAAGCCUUUGUAAACGUUACGUAUAGACAACGCUGUGUUGCCACCUUAUAUUGUAUUAGUAUUGAAUAUAUGACUAAACUAUGGGAAAGUUUUUGAAGUGCGAGUAGACGAAUACUAUCGCCUAUAUAGUAUAAUUCGAAACUUUUGCAGCAUUUAAAAGUUAACUGCAAUUGGAUCUGUUAAGGAGUGAAGGUAAGGUUUAAAACUUUUCGAUAUAUGGGAUAGUAUUCGUUUAUUCGAUAAUGAUUACCACUGUAUUGCACUGUAUGAACGCGUUAAGCCAGGCUUGUACUACAAAUCUACGUACCUAAUGUAUGGAGCUAUUGUGAUGGUCGACGGCCAGCAUCAUUUUCAAUUCAAUGUUGAAGUUUUCUAUCUUAAGUCUUAAGAUUAGACAUAAUUAAAAUGGAAUGUGACACGCUAAACGCAUGUGUAGUACUGUUUUGCUAUAAAUAUUAACAUUUGUGAAUAUUUAAUAUAUGGAUAGAAAAUUUAUUAACAGUUAGCUUUUUGUGGGCAUAUUGCAUAAUAAAAAGCAUUUGCACUUAA